Molecule: messenger RNA, 1729 nt
Organism: Danio rerio (zebrafish)
Lineage: Eukaryota; Metazoa; Chordata; Actinopteri; Cypriniformes; Danionidae
Source: RefSeq, a predicted model, not a curated record
CAUAAAAUUGAGCACCGAAUCAUCCUCUCAUCAGUAUUUUUUAUCUAAAACAAUGAAUGCAACUUAAAGACUUUAUUAAAAAGCAUUUCAAGAAACUAUUAUUAUUAUUACAAAUUUGUGACUAUUACAGAAACUGCAAAAUAAUAAGAGCAUCAUUUUAAAAAUGUCCUUUUUUCAUAUUUUUCUACUGUCACCUUAUGUUGCAUCGCAUUCUUCCCUACAUCCUUUCCAGCAAGGCACUGCUGGUAAACACUCAAACAAAUGCAAGCACCUACGCAGACAGUAACUGCUUCUGUUAGCUAAAGGUGAAGCUCUGGGAACUGCCAGACGCAUGACACACAGGAAACACCAUAUAUGGCCGGACUCAUGCAAAUGAGGCUGGACUCACCUUGUUAUAUGAUGUGGAGACGCUGAUAAUGUUGUCGCUCCUUUACUUUCUCAGUCUGUGUAUUCGCCCUCAGUGCUGCUGGAGUUAAAGAUGUCUUUCUGUAGAUUUCCAGCCUUCACAGCAAACAAGAGAAUGAAGAACCGGGCGCUGAUUGUGUCAGUGGAGAAUUUCUAUCCUGACGCACUUCUCAGAAACAGACCCGGAGCCAAGAAAGACACGCAAAGACUUCACAAGAUCCUGAUGAAACUGGGCUUCUCUGUGGACAUCAGAGUGGACAUGGAAGCAGGAGAGAUUAUUGAGGCUUUCAAACAAGAGAGCGAGCAGACGGUCAAAGAGUGCUUUGUGGGCAUCAUCUCCAGUCACGGUGAAGAAGGUGUUGUGUUUGGUUGUGAUGGACGUGCUGUGAAUCUGGCCGAGAUCUACAGCUGCUUCAGAAGCCCAAUAAUGAAGGACAAGAGCAAACUCUUCCUCAUCCAGGCUUGCAGAGGUGGAGAUUUGGAUGGAGGCGUGCAGGUGGAGACAGACUCUUCAUCCUCAGAGGAACAGGACAUCCUGUCUGAGCUUCUUUCCAUUCCUAUCGACACUGCAGUAACAUACGCCACUUCACCAGGCUACGCUGCAUUCAUGCAUCCUCUGGGCUCGGUGCUGAUUCAGACUCUCUGUGAUCUGCUAGAAAGCGAUGGAGGUCCAGAUCUAGAGAUCACCAAACUCCUGACUCGACUGAACCACCAGGUGGCCUACAACUUCCAGGCCAGAGGGAAAAUACUGGGCGGGAAAAAGCAGAUGCCGUGCUUUGUGACGCGCUUCACUAGAGAAGUUUUCCCAUUCAGGAAAGCUGCGGCAGAAGAUGUGGGCUUGACUUUCGCAGCCACGCAACUCAUCGAUGAACCCAGGAGAUCACGGAAAACCUCUAUCAGCUGAAGAUCACAGAAAUGAGGAUAAAACUGAUGGAGGAACAUAGAUAAACUUUUGUUUACAAUCUCAAUGUGCAUCUCAGGACACUGACGUCAUCAUCAUGUAGAGUUCAAUCUCCAGCAGGAAGUGAGAGCGACUGGGAAUUUUGCAGAAUGAGAUCUUUGAUUGCUUACUGCUCCAUUUGCUUGACAGCUGUUCAUACUACCUACUUUUUAUUCUUUUUCAAAACAUUUCCCGAAGUGCAGUUUAACAGAGAGAGAAUUUUAUUGACUAAUUUCUAUUAACAUUUGCCUUUUAUCUUUGCCAUGAUGACAGUACAUGAUGUUUUUCUACUUAUAGUGCAAGAUACUAGUAUUUAUCUUAAAGUGACAUUUAAUUCUGUUAAAUAGGCAAAUCAUUGGACAACAGUGGUUUGUUCUGUAGCCA